This is a messenger RNA of Spinacia oleracea (spinach), 3123 nucleotides long. RefSeq names its product pentatricopeptide repeat-containing protein At1g62260, mitochondrial-like. Gene Ontology annotation, molecular function: protein binding; RNA binding. The record is from RefSeq and is a predicted model, not a curated record. Lineage: Eukaryota; Viridiplantae; Streptophyta; Magnoliopsida; Caryophyllales; Amaranthaceae. Gene Ontology annotation, biological process: RNA modification.
AGAAAUAAGUCAUCUCUGCAAUCUUUGCACCCCUCAAAAAAAACAAAAAAAAAACAUAUUUGCGUCACCUUCCAUGGUCGCCGGUGCCCUAGCAGCUUCGAAUUCGUUCCAGUUCCACUUCUAUGUUCUCCUUCGCUGCUUCAUCUUCAGGAAAAAUGCCAUUUUAUGUUGGGCGAUUAGGAAGAGCCUUGUGUUGCCCGUUUGGAUUUGCAACUUGUUGGAGGAGACCCAUCUGUAAUUCUGUGUCGAAAGCUUAUAGUGCUGGAUAUCCUGACCUUCGUCGUUCGAAUAAGGAUAUAUCUCAGCUGAUCCGAUUAGGUCGGUUCAGUGAAGCGCGGUCACUGUUUGAUAGAAUGUCGGUAAGAAACACCAUAACCUGGAAUUCGAUGAUGAGUGGGUAUGUUAAGAACAGAGAGAUCUUGAAAGCGCGUAGGUUAUUUGAUGAAAUGCCCGAAAGUGAUAAAGAUGUUGUGUCGUGGAAUUUGAUGAUAUCAGGUUAUGUUUCUUGCCGUGGGGGUGGGAUGAGAUAUGUUGAGGAGGGAGAGCGUCUGUUUAAUCAGAUGCUCAAAAGAGAUUCGGUUUCUUGGAACACUAUGAUAAGUGGUUAUGCUCGGAUUGGGAGAAUGGAUGAUGCUAUACGCCUUUUUAAAGGAAUGACAGAGAGGGAUGUUAUCACUUGGAAUGCAAUGGUGACUGGCUUUCUACAAAAUGGUCAUGCUGAUAAUGCUAUUGAGUGGUUUAGAACAAUGCCGAAAAGGGAUGCAUCUUCUUUUAGUGCACUUAUAUCGGGGUUGAUUCGAAUUGACGAGUGGGGUAAGGCAAAGGAAAUUUUGCUGGAAUAUAGGGAAAGAGUUGACCAAGAGAAGGAAAAUCUUGUCCAGGCAUAUAAUACUUUGAUUGCAGGGUAUGGACAAAAAGGAAGAGUUGAUGAAGCGCGAAGUCUUUUUGAUCAAAUGUCAUAUUAUCCACAGGGAAGAACCAGAGAAAGUAUGGGAUUAGAGAGAAAUGUAGUGUCAUGGAAUGCUAUGAUCAUGUCUUAUAUCAAAGUCGGUGAUCUCAUUUCUGCUAGACAAUUUUUCAAUAAAAUGGUAGACCGUGAUACAUUUUCGUGGAAUACUAUGAUUAGCGGUUAUGUUCAAGUUUCAGAUAUGGAGCAAGCAGCUGAACUCUUUUCACAAAUGCCAAACACUGAUGUAAUGUCAUGGAAUAUGAUGGUGUCAGGCUAUGCUCAAAAUGGAAACUUAGAAUCUGCUCUUGAUUUCUUCAGCAAGACACCACAGAGAAAUUUGGUGUCUUGGAAUUCUGUAAUUGCAGGAUGUGAUAAGAAUGGAGACUUUGAAGGAGCAAUCAAGUUGUUCAUACAAAUGCAGGCUGAGGAGGUGAAGCCUGAUAAGCACACUCUAUCAUCAGUUCUUAGUGUCUGUACAGGGCUUGCUGUCCUGGAUUUGGGCACACAAAUUCAUCAGCUGCUUACCAAAACCCUUACUGCGGAUCUACCAAUCAAUAAUUCACUUGUUACAAUGUACUCAAGGUGUGGGGCAAUAAACGAGGCCAAGAUCAUGUUUGAUGAAAUGGGGAUGCAGAAGGAUGUUAUCUCCUGGAAUGCAAUUAUAGGUGGAUAUGCAUCUCAUGGAUAUGCAGCAGCAGCUUUACAGCUUUUUGAAGAAAUGAAGAGGCUCAAAGUUAUGCCCACCAUUAUUACAUUUGUAUCAGUCUUGAAUGCUUGUGCCCAUGCUGGCUUAUUGAAAGAAGGUCACAAGUAUUUUGAGUCUAUGCUUUUAGAUUUUGGAAUUGAACCCAAAAUCGAACAUUAUGCUGCACUAAUUGACAAUGUGGGUCGUCAUGGAAACCUACAAGAGGCCAUGGAUUUGAUUCAUAACAUGCCUCACAAACCUGAUAAAACUAUAUGGGGUGCUCUGCUAGGAGCUUGUAGGAUACAUAACAAUGUAGAGCUGGCUCAGAUUGCUUCAGAAGCUCUAUCAAAGCUUGAGCCAGAAAGUUCAGCACCUUACGUAUUGCUUCACAACAUGUUUGCUGACGUGGAACAAUGGGAGGAUGCAAAAAAGGUCAGAAAUACAAUGGAAAUAAAAAAUAUUAAAAAGGGACGAGCAUCUAGUUGGUAUCGUAUAAUAUCUGGAAAGUAUUGCUACUAACUGUUGACUUGUUGAGAGGGAUUUUAAUUUUAUAUCUAGUCGCAGUUAAGUUGUUGCCUUAAAGUAAUGCAGCUAAUCAAGAUGCUUACCAUUUUGGGUGACACAGUUACAAGACAGUAGAAUAUCCGUAUCAUAUGGUUUUCCCUGGGACAAUAUCUAUAUGCUCAAUCUGCAAGUGGGUGGAACGUCAUAAACCUGAGGUUGUUUGGGCUUUAGCUUUUACAAAUCAUAAGCUUUGAGAAGGUGGUCUGAUAGCUAUCAUAUCAAUAGGGAAGAUACUUUCUACUUUACUAUCCCAAGUUCAAUGAACUGGAUGGUGAGGAAGUACUGAACUGUAGAGGUCUUGCAAUGCAGCAAUGUUGCUGAGAUCCAGUUCUGAGCAAAGGAAGUUUCUCAAUCAAGAAGAGAUACAACUUAUUGCUGGAUUCCCUAAAGUAUCAUGGAGGAACAUCACUUGCAAUAAUGAGACACAAAGAAAGGUGUUUUUAUUGCCUGGUUAGCUGUUCAUAACAAGUUAAGCACUGCAGAUACAUUCAGUGAUUGGAAAAUUCCCUGUAAUCUUGUGUGCAGGCUUUGUAAUCAGGCUGCAGAGAGUUUGCAACAUUUUUUCUUUGUUUGGAAGCAUAUUUUACAGUUGUUCGAAAACCUACAAGUUUUGAUGUGGCAAUGGAAGCAGCAGUAGAAAUGAGUAGGAAGACGAAUAGAUACCUGAUGGAUUCAAGCUUAUUUUGCACCGAGGUCAUUUAUAGUGUUUGGCGACAUAUAAACAAUUCAACUUUUGCAACUUAUUUCUUGUUUAAGUUCUUAGAGUAUGAGGUUCUCUUUGAUUUUGUGAGUUUGUGCAGAUGAAUACAGAUGCGUAUAUUAGAAUUUAGGAAUUUGUAAUUGAGGUUGUACGUAUAAAUUAUGUGAAAUCCUUUGGUGAUUUUCAUCAAAUUUAAUUGCCAAUAAAAAAAAAAAGUUAUACAGA